GUCGAGGCUGCUAUCAUACUAUCCCUGCGUCGACUGUCAAGCAACCACACAAGCUGACGGCACCUGUCUGGUGCAACUCCCUGGAUUUCUUGUGGUUCCCGUUUCUUUCCAGGGGCCGGCUUGGCUUUUUGCACCUCUGAUGCAAAUAUCUGUGACCGCCCAAAGGCCUUGGCUUACCGCUCGGGAUUCACUUCCGACCCGUCCGUUGCCGUGGGAACCUGACGAGGGACCUGUUGGGUUUCAUUCUAGCGGACCGGAGGGUACCAGGCUACUGCGAAGGGUUUGGCUGGCACUACGUCAGCCAUAUGCUCUGGGUACACUGCUCUGUGAGGGUCGGCUCGUUUUCUCCAAGCUGCCACUCCCACCAAUAUCUGCUUAUCUUAUUUGACAAAAAGCCCAUGGCAAGCACCUUGCCCCCUGCGCUGGCCACCUUGGCGAUCAUCCUGGCGCUCGCUUGGCUGCUCGCGCGCCACCUUCGCCGCAAGAAGAAGCUGCCGGAAGUGAAGCUCUCACAGCUGGCGCCAACACCCCUGAGACUGCAGCCGCAGUUCUACUUUGACUUCGCAGCGCAUCCUUUCGCCCAUGCCGACUUAGUGAUGGCAUACAACGUGGUGGAGGUCCUGGACAAGUUGCAGGAGUACAUCCAGACCAAGCUCUCAUCCAGCAGCUCUGGCCAGCGCCUCCAAGUUGCUGGCCUCAAGUGCGUGCCGCCGUUGCCGCAGCUGGCGGUGCUCAUGGAGGAAUGCCAUCUGCACCCGGAGGUGGUCCUUCACUCCGAACAACCUCAGGCAUCAGAACCGGACGCGUCCGUGUCCGCUAAACUCAUCCUUGGGAAGGGCGUGCUGGUGGCGGGCACGCUGGACUUACGGAAGGGCCCCGUGAAGCUUGGCGCCGGCAGCGUUCUAGAGCCCGGCGCUUUCCUGGCGGGCCCCGCCAUCAUCGGCAAAGACACCUGCAUCCGAAGCGGCGCGUACAUCCGCGGCAACGUGUUGGUGGGCGAUCGCGUGGUGCUCAGGGGGGAGGUGAAGAAUGCCAUCAUCAUGGACGAGGCAGAGUUAUGUCACCCCGGCUACGCGGGUGACUCCAUCAUUGGCUACAAGGCCCACUUCGGAUGUCAAGCGCUGACGGCCAAUUUGGGGCUCUUCGGGUCUGACCUGCGGGUGGCCCUGGAGGGCGUGCGCGUGAACCUGCAACGCCGCAAGAUGGGCGUCAUCUUGGGCGACUUCAGCCAGCUGGGCUGCUCGACCGUCACCGACCCCGCCACCUUCAUGGCCAGAAAUACCCACACCUACCCGCUGUGCCGGAUCAGCUCUGGCUUUUAUGGCCCGGAUGAGAUCAUCAAGAACAAGCCAGAGGA
Effrenium voratum is the source of this 1357-nucleotide messenger RNA. The record is from the annotation of a GenBank genome assembly. NCBI's taxonomy places the organism in Eukaryota, Dinophyceae, Suessiales, Symbiodiniaceae.